GGUGAGACAGUCAGACCAAUCGAAGUGUGCUGGCGGGUCGCCGCCUUUAUGCGGAGCAUGUCGAUCUCGCCCUCUAGUGCGGCUAAUGGACCGCCUUCACACGCCUCCAGCUCCAGAAUCAGGAGAGAGAUUGCUUCACACGCCUUUCAAUUCUCCAGCCCUGAGGGAUCGAAGAGGAAGACACUUGUUGUGGCACAGAGUGAUGAAGAGCAGUACGCAUAGGACGCCGUUAGUGUUCAUCAAACAGUGAAAACAUUCACAUGCGUGAUCAUUUACUGAGCGCUGCGUUCGGAUCUCCAAACUUUCAAAGACGCGAGCGAUGUGGACAGAUGUGCUGCUGAUCCAGAUCUGAAUCAUCGAGACAAAAGAGAAGAGGAAGAUCACUGGAGGAGAAGAGAAAGACAGAAGGCUGUUAGAAAGUGAAGACAGAGGAAGAAAAAGAGAGACAUGAUGGAUCCGUUACCUGUGGAUUCAGGAACAGUGGAUGAGUUGGUGGACUUCUGCAUACAAUCCUUUGACAGUGAAGGCACAAUUAAAAAUACCUCCUUUGUGAAAAUGUUUCUGAUGAUGCAUCCUUGGUACAUAUCUUCCACCGAUCUAUCCAAGAAACUGCUGCUAAAGUCACAGGAAGGCAGCACCGAAGAUAUCAAAGCCAAACUAUGCCACCUCGUCAAGUACUGGAUUUCCGAAUUUCCAGUAGAGUUCGAUCUGAAUCCUGCUUUGGCUGACCAGAUAAAAGACCUGAGAGAGAACCUGAAUGCUGGCGGCAAUGAAACACAGAGUCAAUUGAUUGAUGUAGAGAGUGUUCCCUCGUAUAAAUGGAAACGGCAGGUUACCCAAAGAGUUCCAUCAAUGUCAAAAAAGAGAAAAAUGUCUCUUUUGUUUGAUCACCUGGACCCCUGUGAGCUUGCUGAACAUCUGACCUAUCUGGAGUACAAAUCCUUCUGCAAGAUAAUGUUUCAGGAUUACCACAGCUUUGUGAUGCAUGGCUGUACGGUAGAUAACCCCAUCCUGGAGAGGUUUAUUACGCUCUUUAACAGCGUCUCGCAGUGGAUUCAGCUGAUGGUUCUGAGUAAACCCACCGCACCGCAGAGAGCGGCUGUGAUCGCACACUUCUUACAGGUUGCACAGAAACUACUGCAGCUGCAGAAUUUCAACACGCUGAUGGCGGUGGUCGGGGGUCUCAAUAACAGCUCCAUCUCUAGGCUGAAGGAGACACAGGCACACAUCAGCAGUGAAACUAAUAAGAUCUUUAACACUUUGCUGGACCUGCUGACGUCCUGUGGAAACUAUAGUCAGUACCGUCGCCGAUUCGCUGAAUGCACUGGUUUCCGAUUCCCAAUCUUGGCUGUUAACCUCAAGGACUUGAUAGCUGUUCAUGUCGCUCUUGCGGACUGGACAGACCCACAGAAGACUCAAGUCAACUUGACUAAAACUCAGCAGCUCUAUGCCAUCCUGCAGGAAUUGGCUCUCGUGCAGAACAAUCCUCCUAACAUCGAGGCCAACACAGACUUGCUCAAUCUACUUACAGUGUCACUGGAUCAGUACCACACAGAAGAAGAGAUUUAUCAGCUCUCAUUACAGAGGGAACCCAGAGCUGCAAAACCAGCGAACUCAACCUCCUCCUCCAGUUCAGCUCCUAAACAGCCAUCAAUGAUUGAUGAGUGGGCAGCGUCAGUCAAGCCUAAAGCUGAUCCUGCUAUCAUCAGCAAACAUAUCGAGAAGAUGGUGGAAUCUGUGUUCAAGAAUUUCGACUCAAACGGCGACGGCUUCAUCUCACGUGAAGAGUUUGAAUGUAUCAGGAAUAACUUCCCUUAUCUCAGCAAGUUUGGAGAACUCGAUAAAAAUCAGGAUGGAAAGAUCAGCAGGGAGGAGAUGAUAGAUUACUUCAUGAAGGCCAGUUCUUUGCUCAACUGUAAGAUGGGCUUCAUACACACCUUUAUUGAGACCACAUAUGUGAAACCCACCUUCUGCGAACACUGCGCUGGCUUUAUAUGGGGCUUUUAUAAACAAGGAUACAAAUGCAAAGUAUGUGGUGUGAACUGUCAUAAAGCAUGUCAUGGACGCCUGACGGUCGAAUGCCGUAAAAGAACGAAGAGCAUCAGUCAUGAGACACCACCGUCACUGCAGUCCAGAUCCUACAGCUUUCCUCUGCCCAGCAAUGCCCCGUCUAACCUGCAGAACACAGUCAUCACAGAAGAGGAUGUAGAGGCAGCUGAACAGGGUGUUUUUGACUGUCACCUCUAAACUGGCUGUACAGACUUCACAAAUGAUCAGCAUGUCAACAAGGAGUCUUGUGUUGAGGCAAAUUUCUUCCAAUCACACCUAGCACAACAAUGUUGAAGGAUAAAAGCUCUAGAGUAAGGGUUGAACUGUGGGAUCACAGCCUGACACACAUGGUGAGACAUGGACAUGCUGCUAUCUGCUGGACUGAAGCUGCAACUGAUCAGCCACCUCUUCCCCGCUGAAGUCUGAAUGUAUUCUCACACAUAUCUCAAAAUCUCAAGCAUAUUUGUAGGAUUUAUCAUUAUGGUGUACAUUCUAACCAGGUUGCUUGAAAGACAUUGUAAUCUUACUUUUAUAAAUAAAAAAAUAGGAAAGAAAAGAAAAGAAAAUAAAGAAAGAGAAGGAGGAAUUUUCAGUGACUCUGUUCUGAGGUACAAAGGUUUUUAUUAUUAUUAUUUUAAGUACUUUCACUGUAGUAAUAAGAUCUUUUUGUGAAUGCAACUAAAUUGGAGCUUAAUGUCACCAAAGCAGUCAUGGCUGAAUUUCUGUGUAAACUCAUGGUGGCAUAGAUCAGGUGUGUUGCAUCUGAAAUAUUAUGCAAUCAACUGUGAUGUUAUUUAAACCUUUGAUUUUAUUGAAUCAAAA
Onychostoma macrolepis is the source of this 2871-nucleotide messenger RNA. RefSeq names its product RAS guanyl-releasing protein 2. The transcript is spliced from 17 exons. Gene Ontology annotation, biological process: positive regulation of GTPase activity; Ras protein signal transduction. Gene Ontology annotation, cellular component: plasma membrane. Bases 448 to 2247 code for a protein of 599 amino acids. NCBI's taxonomy places the organism in Eukaryota, Metazoa, Chordata, Actinopteri, Cypriniformes, Cyprinidae. The record is from RefSeq and is a predicted model, not a curated record. Gene Ontology annotation, molecular function: guanyl-nucleotide exchange factor activity; calcium ion binding.